UAUUCGCCUCUAACCCUCACUAGACUCCUCUCUCUCGCUCUCUCUCUCACAAUCUCUGUUUGAGUUUCUCUCUUUUUCUCUCUACAAAUGGCUCGAUUCAGCGGCGUCGUUUUCGUGCUUAUGGCUGCUUUGUUGCUGGCCUCGACCGGGGCGCAAUCCCCUGCAUCGUCGCCAGCCAAGUCUCCUACGCUUUCUCCCAAACAAGCUCCUGCCGCCCCUUCUCCGUCGAGCACUCCACCUACUGCCGCCGCUCCUUCUCCUUUGAGCACUCCACCUACGGCCGCCGCUCCUUCUCCAUCGAGCACUUCACCAUCGACUUCUCCUUCGACAUCUCCCGUCGCCGACUCUCCACCUUCUCCCCCAUCGUCGUCUCCGACUACUUCUCCUUCGACAUCUCCCGUCGCCAACUCUCCCACCGAGGCUCCCCUUCCUGCGAACGGUGCCGUUUUGAAUAGGUUCUCCGCCGCCGGGUCCGUGGCCGUUGGGAUUUUCGCUGCUGUUUUGGUUAUGUAGAGAAUCGGACUACAGAGUGGAGGUGUUUAUGGAGUUUUGGUUAACUUUGUCAAUUUAUUAUUGUGUAUGGAUUCAUUUAUUAAUUUAUUUUCCAUAGUAUCAAAUAUGUAGCACUGUCAUAUGAAAUAUAAGGGGACAUUUUUCUAUCCAUUAUCAUUUCAGUA
Malus domestica (apple) is the source of this 677-nucleotide messenger RNA. Lineage: Eukaryota; Viridiplantae; Streptophyta; Magnoliopsida; Rosales; Rosaceae. The record is from RefSeq and is a predicted model, not a curated record.